AUGAAGUAUUUGAUGCAACAGCUAAAACUGAAAAAGAAAGGCAUUGUUUACAUGGAAAAUGAUUGGGGAACAUUUGAAGAGUUGCAGGGAAUGAAGUAUUUGAUUCUUCUUGAUGAAGUCUGUCACAUCAUUGAUCCAGAUAAAAUAAUAAUGGGAAUCCAAAAUAACCAGAAUGACUUCAAGGUGAUCAUAGCAAGCAGAUACCAUCGUGUUUGUUAUGACAUGGGACUUCAUGAGCUAAGCCUUGUGGAAGGAUUGUCACCUGAUGAUGCUUGGAACAUGUUCCAGGCAACAGUGGGCCAUCUCCUUUCUUUCCCCUCAAUUGAAUCAAUCGCUAAGGAGGUGGUUAAAGAGUGUGAUGGUUCGCGGCUGCUGAUAGACAAAGUAGCAAGAACCUUCAGAAAGAAGGGAAGAUAA
Vitis vinifera (wine grape) is the source of this 417-nucleotide messenger RNA. RefSeq names its product probable disease resistance protein At5g63020. The record is from RefSeq and is a predicted model, not a curated record. NCBI's taxonomy places the organism in Eukaryota, Viridiplantae, Streptophyta, Magnoliopsida, Vitales, Vitaceae. Gene Ontology annotation, molecular function: ADP binding. The transcript has a single exon. Bases 1 to 417 code for a protein of 138 amino acids.